AAUUAAAUAGAAAAAAAUCCUACUGCAUUACAAAACUGGUACACGAAAAUCUCAUAAGAAUGGCUACAUCGCAUGAACUUGGAAAGAUAGGAAUAAUAGGCAGCGGCUUAAUAGGACGUUUAUGGUCCAUGCUAUUUGCCUCAGUGGGCUAUCAGGUGAUGGUAUAUGACAUACUGCCUAAUCAAGUGGCCAAUGAUUUAAAAGAAACUCAAAAAGAACUCAAUAACUUGGAGUCAAAGGGGCUGCUUAGAGGCGAUUUAUCGGCAUCUCAACAAUUCUCAUGCAUUUCAGGAGUAAAUGAUCUUAACGAAUUAGUUAAAGAUGCAAUUUUAAUACAGGAAUGCAUACCAGAAAAUUUAGAUAUGAAGAUCAAUCUAUACCAACAGCUGGAUAAGAUCGUCGAAAACAAUACCAUAAUGUCUAGUUCUACAUCAACCUUUUUACCUUCCUAUUUUAGCAAGGAUUUAAAACAUCGGUCGAAUGUAGUGGUGGCCCAUCCUGUAAAUCCUCCUUACUAUGUGCCUUUAGUCGAAAUAGUACCCGCACCAUGGACUUGUCCAGAUGUUGUGACCAAAACUAGAGCCAUCAUGGAGCAUAUAGGACAAAAACCCAUUACAUUAUCACGUGAAAUUCCCGGUUUCGCUUUGAAUCGCAUACAAUUAUUGCUAGUCAAUGAAUGUUGGCGCUUGGUAGAAGAUGGCAUUCUGAAUGUGCCAGAUGUGGAAAGUGUUAUAUCCGAUGGUUUGGGAAUGCGUUAUGCCUUCUUGGGUGCCUUUGAGACGAUACAUUUAAAUGCGGAGGGAAUGCGUAGCUUUUUAAAACGUUAUGCUCAUGUCAUAGAUGAGAUAAACAAAAGUAUGGGUGCAACACCAAAAAUGGAAGGACCAACCGCAGACUUAGUUAUCGAUCAGUUGGAGAAAAUGGUGCCCUUGGAUAAAUUGCCCGAAAGAAGAGAGUAUCGCGAUAAUUGCCUUACACAAUUGGGUAUACUAAAGAAGAAAAUUAAUAAUGAAAAGUUGAGUCGCCUAAGUUAAUA
This is a messenger RNA of Stomoxys calcitrans (stable fly), 1036 nucleotides long. RefSeq names its product lambda-crystallin. Bases 60 to 1034 code for a protein of 324 amino acids. The record is from RefSeq and is a predicted model, not a curated record. Gene Ontology annotation, molecular function: NAD+ binding; oxidoreductase activity, acting on the CH-OH group of donors, NAD or NADP as acceptor. Gene Ontology annotation, biological process: fatty acid metabolic process. The transcript has 4 exons. NCBI's taxonomy places the organism in Eukaryota, Metazoa, Arthropoda, Insecta, Diptera, Muscidae.